Vollenhovia emeryi is the source of this 795-nucleotide messenger RNA. RefSeq lists its product as uncharacterized. The record is from RefSeq and is a predicted model, not a curated record. The transcript has 3 exons. The coding region runs from base 11 to 724 and encodes 237 amino acids. NCBI's taxonomy places the organism in Eukaryota, Metazoa, Arthropoda, Insecta, Hymenoptera, Formicidae.
AAAUGUUGCUAUGGCUUUUGGAUUGAGCCAGUGGUUCAUAUCGUUUGCAAUAUUUUUAAUCGUUCUGACAGUUAUCACUUGGUCCGCGGUACAUCUGGGCAGAAAACAUCAAAAUUCCACGGGUAUUGCUUUGAGAUCCUCUGACAUAGAUGAUUAUUCAACUGAAUGGAAGAAUAAAUCGCUUCAUUCCGCGAUCUCGACGUUGCAAAUAAUAGAGACUACUGCUGACACAUUCGCGAACGAUCAAGGCUCCGAGAUACCAGAUAGUGCGCAAUUUUUCGAAAUAUUGCGAACCUUUUACUCGACCAAGGAUAGCGCUAUAAACAGCACAAAUUUUAAUAUUGUAACAACAACAUUUACACCUUCUGUCGUCACUAACAGUUCAACAUGGAAUGAUGAUACCGUGACUACGCUAUCUAAUAUAUCUGAUAAGACUUUUGUGUUAGAUGAUCGUCGAAACGUUAGCAGAAACUUUACAAUAUUACCAGAUUAUAUUUCGCAAACAGCGAAUCGUAUCUCGACGUUAGCGCAUGACGUGAAGUUAUUUAACGUGGAUAAAUCAGAUUUGAAUCAAUCUGGUAGAACAGAGCUGUCCGGAUUUUCUCGGGAUGCAGGAAACGGAACAUCAAACGCGUUUGUAGCUUUUCCAUUCACACAAGCGUUCUUGUUCGAUGCAAGACAAUCAGAUACAACAGAACGGGCAAAAACAGUACGUGCCAUAUGAAAUGGAAACUUGAGAUCUCGACAAAAACUCUUACAAAGUACUAUGUCACCAUUUUUGCAUUUGUUAGAAAG